Molecule: messenger RNA, 3824 nt
Organism: Scatophagus argus
Lineage: Eukaryota; Metazoa; Chordata; Actinopteri; Scatophagidae
Gene: midn
Product: midnolin
Exons: 8
Coding region: 329-2050 (573 amino acids)
Cellular component (GO): nucleus
Molecular function (GO): protein binding
Source: RefSeq, a predicted model, not a curated record
CAACGACGCAAGGCCACCUUAAAUUAAGUGCUGACAUAACAACAACGCUACACUCCACCCCUGUCCGAGGGGAGUCUGUUAAGAGGUGUCUCACCUUCUCAACCACACUCUUAUUACCAAGAAAGACGCCGGUGUAGAAACAACACGCCGAGGCGUCUUACAUAAGUGCGGCUUCUUAUUGGUCAGCAGUUUCGAGGUCUGGUGCGUAACGCCACGCGCUGGACACGCACGGCCCUGUGAGAGAAUUUACUGAGAAAACAUUGUGGAUAUUCAAGAGUUUGGAUUUCUAUCUGCGAGGCUUCUGUGUCACUGACUGGGUUUAUUUUACAUGCGAAAGCUGGGGAGACAGACUGGAACACAGCAGACCACAGCGCGAAGCUUUACAGUUUUCGCCACGAUAAUUGGUUAUCGGAUGGACCAGCAUCCCAGCGCCCGGAGCUGCACCAGUCGCGGGGCUUCUUCCUGCGAGGCCGUCCAGACUGAGCCCUCCAUGAAUCUGUACAUCCACUCCACUACCGGCACACGCUUCGAGCUCUCCCUGCCCCUGGAGGAGACCGUGGAGGGACUGAAGAGGAGGCUUUCGCAAAAACUCAAAGUACCAAAAGAGAGACUCGCUCUUCUGCACAAAGAAACGCGACUAAGUUCAGGCAAACUCCAGGAUCUAGGCAUCUCUGAUGGGAGCAAGUUAACACUUGUACCAACAGUCGAAGCAGGAUUAAUGUCUCAAGCAUCAAGACCAGAGCAAUCAGUAAUGCAAGCGUUGGAGAGUUUAACAGAAACUCAGGUCAGUGACUUCCUGUCUGGCCGCUCCCCCCUCACCCUGGCACUGCGUGUUGGUGAUCACAUGAUGUUCGUCCAGCUCCAGUUGGCGGCGCAGCAAUCCGGCGGUCCCCAGCUUCAGCACAGACACCUCAUUACCCGGGGCAAUGCAGAGACCACAAUGGGACAGCCCACGGGUCAGCCCCGUGUUCCCCACCCUCACCCACACUCCCAUCACCACCCCCAUCAUCCACAUAGUCACACCAGCUCCCACAUGUCCCAGCCUCACCUGGUCCCUUCCUCCCCCUCUUCCCCAGGCUCCCCCUCCUUCCCCCUGCCCUCCACACACCACCAGCCACUCCCUCCAAUGUACCAUCAGUCACCCUCCUCUACUCACUGUAGCCCACCAACUCCUCCUCCUCCACCCCACUCCCCUCGUCCGUCUCACAUCCCCGGAGGUCUUUUCCGCUCUCCAGCCCAUCACCAUCAUCACCACCACCACUACCACCAGAAUUCCUCAGGCCAACCCAGCCAUGACAUCGGCCAGGCCAGCCCUGUAGCCCCAGUCCUCUGCCCUGAGGCUAACUGCAGCACCAACAGCCCCAACAGUGGUACCAGCCCGUCAUCGCGCUCCCGUAAACCUGGCGCCAUCAUUGAGAGCUUUGUCAACCACGCUCCCGGAGUCUUCUCAGGGACCUUUUCAGGCACUUUGCACCCUAACUGCCAGGACAGCAAUGGACGUCCCAGACGAGAUAUUGGUACCAUCCUGCAGAUACUCAAUGACCUCCUGAGCGCUACACGCCACUACCAGGGCAUGCCCCCCUCGCUUACACAGCUCCGCUACCAGACCCAGUGUGGUUCACCCACCUCCCCAUCCCCUUCGCCGCCUCCUUCACCCCCGGUUGCUGGCAUGGCGGGCCUCUCUGCCAAAGCUACCUCUGUGCCCACCGGCAGCCCUAGCAGCCCUCUGCCGACUCUUCAUCCACUGGUGCAGUGCCAGAGCCAGAUCCGCAUGUGCAAACCCCCAGGUGACCGUAUUCGUCAGACCGAGAACCGUGCAACUCGCUGUAAGGUGGAACGCCUGCAGCUGUUGAUGCAGCAGAAGCGCCUGCGCAGGAAGGCCAGGCGGGACCAGCGUGCUCCUUAUCAGUGGCUGCCCAACCGAAAGGCCGGACGCAGCAACAGCAACAGCAGCAUGUCCAGCGAGGGCUCCCUGGACCUGGACUUUGACGAUUCAGUGUGGAAGCCAGACGUUAAGGCUGACUUGAAGUCUGAGUUCGUCAUGGCUUGAACCAUCUGAGCCCACAUGCUAUGGCAUAGAUUCAAAGAUGUGGAAAGCAUUGCUUGGGAUUUACUUAGAGAUAUAUUUUGGGAGUGGAUUGAGAGGAGGUGACACAGAACUGUAUCUUGUGCAAAGAAAAAAGUUUGUCCUUGUGUGACGUCACUUGGAAAAAGAAAAAAGGCUCCCUGCAGACUUUAAUCCCAUUCUGUCAUUCACAGCUGACCUUGUGAAAAACAGCAACAAUAGCAGCAGGACUUUUCUUUUGAUGCUUGGAUGUGGACAGGCAACAGUCGGACUUAUCAGUGUACAAGACUUUUUACAGUACGAUUGCAGAGACCAUACCUGAACUCAAGCAUAGCAGAAUUCAGUGGGUGGUGGUGGUGGUGGUGGUGGUAUUUUCAGAUUUUGUUUUGGAAGAUUUGGUUUUUUUUUUGGUUUUUUUUUUAACUGCGCACUCUGGACAACAAUGAAGAGAUCCACACUGGACUUUUUAACAGAACAGGAGCACCAGAGGCCUCAGUGUUUCCUAAUCACAAGAAUGGCAGAACUGCCGAACUAUGGAUUAUUCCAACGGGCAUUCUUAUCAGUCUCAAAACUCACCAACCAGAGUUUAGUUUUUACCUGUUACGGGGUGGUUAACCUUUUUUUUUUUUUUCAUUUUGAAACAUAUUAUAUUUUAUAAACAAAAAAAUAUGUAGCAUUGUUCACAAAGCAUUCAGGUUUUCAUAUAACAGUUCAACGUAGUUGUUGAUUUGCACAUUUCCUUGAUUUAACAGCUGGUCAAAGUGUGCAAGAAGGAGGAGGUGGGGCCUGAAAUAGAAUUUAAAAAAAAUUAAUAUGGAAAUAUUGAUAUCAACCUCAGUGACAUAGGGUAUCGAUAGGAAUGAUUAAAAAUGAAAAAUGAAUUAAUAUUAACAGAAAGUGCUUUAGAGGAUUUUAAAAUCUUUAAAAUGUAUAUGGGAAAAAAAAAUCUAUUUUUUAUUUCUCUUCCUAUCUGCUGUUUUCAAAAAACAGCAGCCCUUUGUGGCUUUAGUCAAAUCGUUGACUACCAACAAAUGCGUACGUCCAUUUAAUCACUCAUUAACCCGUUCACAAAUUGUAGUCAUCUAGCCACAACACGGACAUGGCAAGAUAAAUUUCAUCCAGCCCACCUUCAUGUCUUACAGACCUGAACGGACUUGUUGAGGGUUUGUAUUAGUUUGUGUACAUAAAUGCGAUAAUUGGCAAUGGAUUAUGAGGGUGCGUGUAUGUUUGACUGUAGUGUAAAUUGGUUUAGAUUAUCCCAUGUUUUUGUCAGAGUUGUCUUCUCCUGCAUAACUCCUAAGUUUCUCAAUAUUCUGAAGAUCAUCUGCACUUGUUGCAUGGGUCACUACUUUAUAUCACAACAGGAUAAAACAUCAAAUUCUAAGUUGGUUUCCACUUCUAGGCCCAUUUGAUGAUACCUUUACCACAAGUCCUAAUAUUAAUGACUAUUUUUUUAUUGGCAAAGAGGGAGAACAAGUGGGAUCUGUAUCCAGCAUCGUUAUCUAGUGCCUCCACCAGGACAUCCAUUGACAUAUCAGGUUAGGCCUUUCACAGUUCCGCUGCUACACAUGGGGAGUUCAGUUUUACGAAAAACUCAAGAGGGGAAAAAGUGACUUUUCUUUGCAUGCAGAAGUGUGAAUUACACUGAUCUUUUUUUCUAUUGAUGGAAGAAAAAAAAAGAAACUGGCGCUGUGGGAAUGAAGGUUAACAACAUGCAUGAAUUUGUGAAGAAAAUAAACAAUGCUGCUUUUGUUGGUUA